This is a messenger RNA of Centrocercus urophasianus (Greater sage-grouse), 1522 nucleotides long. RefSeq names its product osteomodulin (gene OMD). NCBI's taxonomy places the organism in Eukaryota, Metazoa, Chordata, Aves, Galliformes, Phasianidae. The record is from RefSeq and is a predicted model, not a curated record. The coding region runs from base 98 to 1354 and encodes 418 amino acids. The transcript has 3 exons. Gene Ontology annotation, molecular function: protein binding.
UGAGAUUUCAAGUCUUCUAAUAACUAACAAGGAUUCAGGACGCAAUCAUAAGUAGAAAACUACACAAAACUAUCAGGGUAGAAGUACCAAUUUAAAUAUGGGGACUCUGAGCCAACUAUCCAUCAUUUACCUCCUUUGGACCACCGCUGCGUUUUGCCAAUAUGAAGACUACGAUUUUGGGGACGAAUAUGAUGAGCCAGAUCAUCAACAUCCAUAUUAUUUUAACUCUAAUCCAGGCGCACAAGCCGAGGUUCCUCACUUUCCUUUUCCAGUCGAGUGUGCCAGAGAAUGCUUUUGUCCGCCAGAAUUUCCGCUAUCUAUGUACUGUGACCAUCGUAAGCUUAAAACAAUACCAAAUAUCCCUGCUCACGUCCAACAACUCUAUCUGCAAAACAACGAUAUUGAAGCUGUACCUGCAGGACCAUUCACUAACGUUACCAUUUUAAGAGAAAUUAAUCUGAGCUUCAACAAAAUUAAGUCUCAUAUGAUUGAUCGUGGUGUUUUUGCCAAAUUGUCAAACUUAGUGCAGCUUCACUUACAGCACAAUGAAUUAGAUGAAUUUCCAUUCCCACUUCCCAGCUCUCUGGAGAGACUCCUCCUUGGCUUCAAUAAGAUUUCCCAGUUACCUGGAAUUGCACUGGACGGAUUACCAAACAUCACCAUGCUUGACCUCUGCAAUAAUUUGCUUGACGAUUCAGUACUCAAAGGAAAUCACUUUUCAGUCAUGAGCAACUUAAUGCAGCUGAAUUUAUGCAACAACAAAUUACAGACCAUGCCUCCCAGCCUGCCGUCGUCACUUAUGUAUCUCUCUCUAGAAAAUAACUCCAUUUCUUAUAUUCCAGAAAACUAUUUCAGCAAACUCCCCAAAAUCAUUGCCCUAAGAAUGUCCCACAAUAACCUGCAGAACGUUCCACGCAACACCUUUAUUAAUCUACCAAACCUUAUAGAACUUAACCUUGGACAUAACAAAUUGAAACAAGUAUUCUAUAUUCCAAGAAGUCUGCAGCAUUUGUAUAUUGAAGACAAUGACAUUGAAAUGAUAAAUGUUACUUUGAUGUGUCCAUCUAUUGAUCCAAUGAACACCAACCAGCUAACCUAUCUACGGGUGGACCAAAAUAAGCUAACAGCUCCAAUAAGCACUUAUGCCUUCUUUUGCUUCCCUCAUAUUAGAACCAUUUACUAUGGAGAACAAAACAGAAACGGCAACAAGUCCACACAAAUCAGAGCAGCAGUGUUUCGACGACUUUUAACACCAGAAGAAUACGACGAAAUAGAAGAUGAUCAUGAAACACAUGAUCAGGAAACUGAGGAAGAGCAUGAAGCAGAAAACUAUUUUUUUCCUCACUUUUGGUGAAAUAAUCAUUGUUAAUGAGUACAUACAGAAAUUCUUCCUUACUUGUGGAGUAUUUGUGCCCAUUUUAGAACAGUUAAAUAUUUUGGGAUCUUUAAGCUAUAAUCUAUAACAUGGAGAUAGAAUUUUAGUGUACAUAAAUAUGCCAUUAGCAAUGCAGAAAAAAAAUUU